GCUCUUCAACAACGAACGGCUCCCUCCCCCUUGGCUCUCGUCGGCGAGUCCUACUAAAACCCUAGAGGAGGAGCCUCCGCCGCUUCCGUCCCCCCCUCCGCCGCCGCAGCAGCAAAGGAGCCGACGCGCGAUGCCGAAAUCUAAGCGCAACCGCCCAGUGACCUUGUCAAAGACCAAGAAGAAGCCAGGUUUAGAGCGCAAGGGCAGAGUAGUUACCGAGAUAAAAGAGGCUGUCGACAAAUACGGCAGUGCCUAUGUCUUCACCUACGAUAACAUGAGAAAUCAGAAGCUCAAGGACCUCAGGGAGCAGCACAAAGCAUCUAGCAGGAUAUUUCUUGCUGGGAAGAAGGUUAUGCAGAUAGCGUUGGGGCGUUCACCUGCUGAUGAAGCUAAAACAGGCCUCCACAAACUUUCCAAGUUCCUUCAAGGUGACUCUGGUUUGUUCUUUACCAAUCUUCCAAGGGAUGAUGUUGAGAGGCUGUUUCGAGAAUUUGAGGAGCAUGAUUUUGCAAGGACGGGAAGUACUGCCACAGAAACGGUGGAGCUUAAGGAAGGCCCUCUGGAACAGUUUACACAUGAAAUGGAACCCUUUCUGCGCAAGCAAGGACUGCCAGUUCGCUUGAACAGAGGUGUUGUAGAGUUAAUUGCAGAUCAUGUAGUAUGUGAGGAAGGAAAACCUCUUUCACCAGAAGCGGGACAGACUCUGCGCUUGCUUGGGAUGCAGAUGGCAACAUUCCGGCUAUACCUCGUGUGCCGCUGGUCUUGUGAUGACUUUGAAGUGUACAAAGAAGGCUUGGCUCACCUAGGAGCUGAUGAUUCCUCUUAAGCUCGGUACCUUUACCUCUGCAAGGACGCACUUGCUGUCUUGUGUUGGGACAGUUUUUGGUAUUGCGCGUGCGGCCCGUGUACCCGAGUGUUGAAAAUUUUGAAAGAUGUGAUCUGCAGAAAUUCGUUUCGCUCAGUUCCAUCAUUUUUACUGAAACUGUUGGAAGGUGUAAGCUGAUUGGUAUAUCAUAUGAACAAAUAUGUAGAGGUAAAAGGUCGAUCGGAUUAUAACUGACCAUGCAGUUAUUUCUAAGAAUCAACGAGUAUUUGAAUGUGUGAAUA
This is a messenger RNA of Setaria italica (foxtail millet), 1107 nucleotides long. Its product is annotated as mRNA turnover protein 4 homolog. The record is from RefSeq and is a predicted model, not a curated record. Bases 131 to 826 code for a protein of 231 amino acids. Gene Ontology annotation, biological process: ribosomal large subunit biogenesis; nuclear-transcribed mRNA catabolic process; rRNA processing. The transcript has 8 exons. Gene Ontology annotation, molecular function: RNA binding. Lineage: Eukaryota; Viridiplantae; Streptophyta; Magnoliopsida; Poales; Poaceae. Gene Ontology annotation, cellular component: nucleolus; preribosome, large subunit precursor.